AUGACCAGUUUGAAGAGAUCUUUGGAACCAUUUAACGUAUUGGAAGAAACUAUUCCAGGCGUUCACCAAGAAGUUAAGAGAUUCAAGAAUGCUAAAACCGAGGAGCUUUAUACUUCCCUGGAGUAUGUGCCUCAAACACAAAAAGGUUUAGUAGUUUCUUCGUUCACUGAGGAUUUGAAACUGUUGACAGAUUUACCAGUACCACAGAAGUUAAAGCCUUAUGAGAUUUUGAUAAAAAACAAAUACAUUGGACUUAACCAUGUGGAUUGGAAGAGUAAAAAGUACAGAUUUAGCAUUUACUCUUUCCCAUGGGUCAAUGGUAGGGAAUCUUCUGGUAUCGUGGUUAGAAGAGGUGAAAAAGUAGAUGAAGAAAAAUUCCCACUUGGUGGUGAGGUAUUCAUUGCCAGUACAACUUACAGAGAUCUCAGAACGUCAACCUUCCAAGAAUACACAGUUUUCGAUUCACGUCUGGUAUGGAGAGUUCCUGAAAGGAUAGGGCUUGAUUUUGCGUCUGGUAUUGGCGUCAGUUUAGUUACUGCUGGCGCAGCUUUGGCUUCAAAGAGGAAUGUGAAAGUUCAACCAGAAGAGAAAAAAUCCAUUGUCAUCUGGGGAGGUUCCACUGGAGUUGGUAUAUUUGUUGUUCAACUUGCCAAAAGCCUUGGAUUUACCAAGAUUAUUACCAUCACUUCAAAGAAACACGAGCAAUAUUUACUUUCUCUCGGUGCAACUCAUAUCAUCCAUCGAGAAGAAAAAACGGAAGAUAUCGUUAAUGAGAUUAAAAAAAUCUGCCCUAACGGGGUCUCCCAUGGUGUGGAUUUGAUUUCGAAGAAGACUGCAGAAACUCUCUCCAGUAUCUUAUCAGCGGAAAGCAAAUUAGUUUGCGCAGCAGGUUGUCCGAACAAAGCCCAAGUGAACGAUCCUACAAUUAAAGUUGAAGCAAUCAACCUAAAAUUAUUUCAUGAAGAUUUAGAUUACGGCCAAGAGUUCGUCAGAUAUACAACUGAGUUGUUCGAAAAGAAUAGGCUGAAACCAUUAUCUAAUUUGAAGCUUUUCAAAGGCUUAGAAAAUUUCUGCCAAGGUAUCAGAAAUGGCCUCAGAGAACUUGAGGAAAGGGGAGCAAGUGCUGAGAAAUACGUCGUAGCUAUUUAA
Molecule: messenger RNA, 1149 nt
Organism: Kluyveromyces lactis
Lineage: Eukaryota; Fungi; Ascomycota; Saccharomycetes; Saccharomycetales; Saccharomycetaceae
Product: zinc-binding alcohol dehydrogenase family protein
Exons: 1
Coding region: 1-1149 (382 amino acids)
Molecular function (GO): oxidoreductase activity, acting on NAD(P)H
Source: RefSeq, a predicted model, not a curated record